AUGAGAAGCAAGGGAUAUAGAUCUAAGACAAGAAGUGUGUUCAAGAAGGACUACGAUCAGUCAAAAAGACCACAGACAACCACCCUCCUAAACCAGUACAAGAGAGGUGACUACGUUGACAUCAGCGUUGACUCAGGUGUACACAAGGGAAUGCCCCACAGAACUUUUGUUGGAAAGACAGGAAGAGUAUAUGCUGUCUUCAAGACUUCCGUAGGAAUUGCCUUGACAAAACAGUGCGGAAACAGCCUUGUUGUCAAAAAAGUAAUUGCAAGAAUUGAGCACGUUAGACCCAGCCAGUGCCAGAAAGAAAAGAUUGCUAGAGACGAGUACAGAGCAAAGCAUGGAGUUGCUCCACCAAAGCCACUGCCAGAAGGCGCAAGGCCAGCAUUCACCAUCUCCCUGGAAUCCAACACUCCUGUGGUGCUAAAGUCAAACUCACACUUUGCCCGAUAA
Molecule: messenger RNA, 453 nt
Organism: Nematocida ausubeli
Lineage: Eukaryota; Fungi; Microsporidia
Exons: 1
Coding region: 1-453 (150 amino acids)
Biological process (GO): translation
Cellular component (GO): ribosome; cytosolic large ribosomal subunit
Molecular function (GO): structural constituent of ribosome
Source: RefSeq, a predicted model, not a curated record